Messenger RNA from Colletotrichum fioriniae, 1053 nucleotides. RefSeq lists its product as uncharacterized. The record is from RefSeq and is a predicted model, not a curated record. Gene Ontology annotation, molecular function: RNA binding. Lineage: Eukaryota; Fungi; Ascomycota; Sordariomycetes; Glomerellales; Glomerellaceae.
AUGGCCUCCGCAGAACUCUCCAAGAAGCGCAAGCGCGCCGAGCCCACCACGGCCGACGCCGCCGCCGCCGUUGCAGACGAGUCCUCGACGAAGAAGUCCAAAUCCGAAAAGAAGGACAAGAAGGAGAAGAAGGAAAAGAAAGAAAAGAAGGCUGCCGCCGCCGCCGCAGAAGCCGCAACCGAAGAAGGCGGAGAAUUCAUCGCCCUCGAGGAAUCAAAGGCCGAAAAGAAGGAACGCAAGCGCAAGGAAAAGGAAGCGCGUAAAGCCGCCGAGGCCGCCGUAGAGGACGCACCAGCAGACGCCGACGCAAUGGACGUUGACCCGCCCGCGCAAGAGAGGAAGGUCAAGAAGAGCAAGAAGGAGGACUUGGAUGUUAAGACGGAGAAGAAGGACAAGAAGGACAAGAAGGAGAAGAAGGAUAAGAAGAAGAAGGAGGUUGAGACCGAGGCCAAUGGCGUAGAGACCGCUGCCGCCGAGGAGAAGACGGAGAAGAAGGAGAAAAAGUCAAAGAAGGCGAAGAAGGCAAAGGACGAGGCUGCGGCAGCACCCGUCGAAGAAGCAGCGGCUGAGCCAGCGGCCCAAGAAGAAGAGACCGCCGAGGGAGGAAAGAGGGAAAAGUACAUUGUCUUUGUCGGAAACCUCCCCUACACGGCAAACAAGGACUCCAUCAACGCCCACUUCGCAGCCUACAAGCCCAGCGCCAUCCGCUGCCUCCACAAGGACGGCAACCCCAACGUCUGCCGCGGCAUCGCCUUUCUCGAGUUCUCCAACGGCUCCAACAUGCGAACCUGCCUCGACAAGAUGCACCACACCUCGUUCGACGACGGCCUCUCGCCCGCGCGCCAGAUUAACCUCGAGCUUUCCGCCGGCGGCGGAGGCAAGAGCAAGUUCCGCAAGGACAAGAUCAAGGAGCGCAACGUCCAGCUCGACGAGAACCGCCACAGGCGCAUGCAAAAGGAGGAGGAGUACAAGAAGGAGAGGGCCAAGCAGGGCGGGGUCAACUCCCAGCAGGAUAGCAUCCACCCCAGUCGCUUGGCUAUGAUGUACCAGUAG